UGUAUCACCUUACAUAUAUUCAACCCACAAUUGCAAAUUAAUAUGACAAUAUUCUCAACCAUUAUCUCUUGUUUGCUUCUUUUGCCUUUUGUUUUCCAGAUUGCCAAUGCCGCAGUCUUUGACAUUCAAAACAAUUGUCCAUACACCGUUUGGGCUGGUGCUGUGCCUGGAGGGGGACGGCAGCUUAAUUCGGGCCAGUCUUGGUCUUUAAACGUCCCAGCUGGCACCCAAGGAGGCCGUAUAUGGCCACGAACCAAUUGCAACUUUGAUGGUUCUGGUCAAGGACGGUGUGAAACCGGUGACUGCAAUGGUCUCCUCGAGUGUCAAAACUAUGGUACACCACCUAACACCCUAGCCGAGUUUGCCUUGAAUCAGUUCAAUGAUCUUGAUUUCAUUGACAUAUCUCUUGUCGACGGAUUCAACUUGGCAUUGGAAUUUAGUCCCACUUCUAGUGGGUGCACUCGGGGCAUAGUGUGUAGUGCAGACAUCAACGGGCAGUGCCCUAACGAGUUACGGGCUCCUGGUGGGUGCAAUAACCCCUGUACCGUGUUCAAGACCGAUGAAUAUUGUUGCACCUCUGGAACUUGCAGCCCAACUAAUUAUUCAAUGUUUUUCAAAGAGCGGUGUCCCGAUGCUUAUAGCUAUCCUAAGGAUGAUGCCACCAGUACAUUUACCUGCCCCGGAGGAACCAACUAUAAAGUCGUCUUUUGCCCUUAAUCAAUCCAUCAUCCGGCCGACCACUUUCUUAAUUAAGAAUAUAUAUAUAUAUAAUAUAGUUGCUCUUAAUAUAUGUACAAGUGUAUAACAAUAACAAAUGUAUACUGUAUAGGAUAAGAUGAUAUUCUAAUGCAGGGUACGUUCACGAUCUUCGGUAUGAAUGUUACAAAGUUAUAUCAUCAUGUAAAAGGUAUUAUCAUUUUCAAUCUUAUUAAUCUCAGAAUUAUUGGACUA
This is a messenger RNA of Erigeron canadensis, 951 nucleotides long. RefSeq names its product thaumatin-like protein. Lineage: Eukaryota; Viridiplantae; Streptophyta; Magnoliopsida; Asterales; Asteraceae. Gene Ontology annotation, biological process: defense response. The record is from RefSeq and is a predicted model, not a curated record. The transcript has a single exon. Gene Ontology annotation, cellular component: extracellular region. Bases 43 to 717 code for a protein of 224 amino acids.